AUGUGGCCCCACCAGGCCCAGAUGCGGACACACGCCACGCCAUGUGUGCGUAAAGCCCACGUGGAGUGGAUGCUGGAGGUAUUGCGGAGGAGGUGUUCCCUCAGGCGCUUCUGGCGACUGGCCUCCAAGAUGAGAGACUCCCUUCCCAUCUGUCUCAAAAGUCUAUGCAUCUACUCUGACAACUCCAUUUCUGUGUCUGACAUCCUGGUAAACCACUGUCAUUCGCAGCAGUGGGAGGUGUCAGUAGUGUCCAGUUUGGACUGGUGUCUGGCCUCAGUGGUUCCCUCUGAUUUCCUGGAGCCAAUUCUUCAGCUUCUUCCCUGCAUUCGGCCCCAGCAUGUGCGCAGACGCGUGCGCUGCUACAUUGCUCUGGCAGCAAUAGAUGACCAGCUGUCAAUGUUCCUGCCCUCCACUGUGGCCUGUGCAUGUGUCUGCAGUGCAGCACAGAAGCUGAACGUGGAUCCUGCCACCUCACCUGACUGCAUGAUGGAGUUCCUCGCUGACCGUCUGGUCAAUGAUCUGCCAGCGACCUCCAUCCAAAAGAUGAGACUGAAGAAGAAUGUGCCGAGUCUGCUGUUGACCUUUGGUUUUCUGUCAAUCUGAUCCCUAUCAGGAAUCAAUCGCCAGCUGUUAUGAACGACUCCAGAGCGCGCUGGACCUCAACCUUCCCUCAUUCACUGAAUCGAAUGUUUGCAGGUCAGCCUCUGUUGACAAGCUCCAGGGUUUGAGACCAGAAGAUGAACCGUUUUAACAAACAAAAGUAGGAUGAUUCUUUCACUUGGUGAAAGGCGUUUAAACACAGUUGGCUUUUUUUUUAUUGCGGUGUAUCAAUAACUGAUCCUUUAGUUACCAUGUGUAACACCGAUGUUGUGAAAGAAACAAAACAUCAGUGGAGAGAAUUGUUUUAAUGUCAUCCAGGUCAUUGCAGCGCCGUCGUUCACACAGUCAUAAGAUGGCGAAGCUGGUAACUUUGGCAUGCAAACACAAUGGCUGAGAAAAGAAAUAAACACUCCCAGACAUGAAACCAUGCUUUUGCUCAUCUUUAAACAACCCUCUGGCUCCAUGAAUCAAAAACUACAAACUGUCUUUGACUGGUGCAGAUCUGCGCUGCAGUUCCCAAAUGGCCUCAUCCCUCCUGCAAGUUCAAUAGUGUUACAUAAUGCCAAUAA
Messenger RNA from Synchiropus splendidus (mandarinfish), 1169 nucleotides. It is a transcript of the gene ccnd3, whose product is annotated as cyclin D3. Bases 1 to 603 code for a protein of 200 amino acids. Lineage: Eukaryota; Metazoa; Chordata; Actinopteri; Syngnathiformes; Callionymidae. The transcript is spliced from 5 exons. The record is from RefSeq and is a predicted model, not a curated record.